Messenger RNA from Metarhizium album ARSEF 1941, 2553 nucleotides. RefSeq names its product DNA/RNA helicase, DEAD/DEAH box type. Gene Ontology annotation, molecular function: ATP binding; nucleic acid binding. Gene Ontology annotation, cellular component: nucleus. NCBI's taxonomy places the organism in Eukaryota, Fungi, Ascomycota, Sordariomycetes, Hypocreales, Clavicipitaceae. The transcript has a single exon. The coding region runs from base 1 to 2553 and encodes 850 amino acids. The record is from RefSeq and is a predicted model, not a curated record.
AUGUACGCGAGGUAUGUGCCUACUUCAAAAGGCGCAAAGCCUACAGUCCCCGCUGAGUCCUCAGCCCCGAAGCCAUCAUCACCGAUCGCUUCAAAACUUGUUCAGGCAUUCAGCUACACGCGCUACGUCCCAGGAGCCAAGUCGACCGCGAAAUCUUCUGCUCCCCCUGUUUCCCCACCGAAUUCAGUACAAUAUUUCGACGACGACGAGGCCAGUUUCACGCCGAAAAGGAAGCGAGAGCCAACGGCCGAUCAACAGCACGAGUCGGAGGCCAAAAAGAUCAAAAGAUGCAAAGAUGCUGCUGCUUCUCGGGACGACAGUGCAGCGGUGGAUUUGCGGACGGGUGCAAAGAAGAAGAACAGGAGAAAACGAAAGCAACGGACGCAGGCUAACGAUUCCGACGACGAGCCGGAGCGCACGACGGCAAAGUUGAGCUCUAGAACACAAGACAAGGCUGAGGAGCCCAAAUCUCUACAAUAUGACAAUGCCGCCAUCGAAGAAGAUUUCGCCAUUGAAAAUUCGGAAAAUGCAAGCGGCUCCAGAGACAGUGAUGUCGAGAUGGCCGAGGCGCCUGCCCCCGAGGCGAAGGAACAAAUAAAGGGAAACAGGCCGAAACGGGAGAAAAAGAAGAAACACGCCAAGGGAGCAGCAGAAGCGGAUGAUGAUGACGAAAAGGAAAUGGCACGGCACAGGGCAGUUCUGGAGCGCAAAACCAAGUCCAUCAAAUUGGCCACCGAAGUCGCACAAAAAAAAGGCGAUGAGUCUGAUGACGAAGCUGUGGAAUCCCAUGGUCUGGAGCCACUGCCUCAACCGGCUCCCGUGCCAGAGGACGAGUCCAAGCCGACGUACGACACGCUUCCCCCGUGGCUGUCCAACCCCAUACGAGUUUCGCAAGACACAAAGGCGCCAUUCACAGACCUGGGCAUCCUAGAACGACCAUCGCGGGUGUUGGUAGAGAAAGGCUACAGGGAGGCCUUUGCAGUUCAGACUGCCGCUAUCCCUCUACUUCUACCAACCAGUAAACACCAACCGGGGGACUUACUUGUGUCAGCAGCCACGGGUUCCGGCAAAACGCUUGCGUAUGCACUACCCAUUGUUCGCGAUAUUAGCAACGGCUUGGUCACAAGGCUACGAGCCCUCGUGGUCCUCCCCACGCGAGAACUUGUUAAGCAAGCGCAGGAAGUUUUUGAGACCUGCGCCAAGGCCUACGAGGGGGAAAGCCGCAAGCGAGUCCGGGUCGGCGUUGCCAUUGGAAGUCAGUCUAUCAAAUCAGAGAAAGAGGCCUUGAUCGAACGAGAGUCGCGUUAUGACCCGGAAGCCUACAGUAAAAUCCAGGAGGAGCAAAGGCAGCAGCGUGCAAAGACGUGUUCCGCCGAUGUCGACGAUGUACAUGAUUUGGAUUCCAUCCACAUCAAUGCCCGCCUCGGGCCUUGGGCAGGCGAAGUUGUGGACUUUUGUUCCAAGGUAGACGUACUAAUUUGCACCCCUGGCCGCCUAGUAGAACACGUUGAACAGACGCCCGGCUUCAGCCUCGACUACGUUCGCUGGCUCGUCGUCGACGAAGCGGACAAGCUGCUCGCGCAAAGUUUCCAGGGCUGGCUGGACCUGGUGCUGGAAAAGUUUCGGGUCGAUGAGUUUAGUGCUCGCGGGUUUCCCGACGUGGCGUACUCUGGUGUCCGCAAGGUGAUUCUCAGUGCGACACUGACGAGAGACCUAAGCCUCUUGAAUCAGCUGGCGCUGCGGAGACCGCGGUUAAUCGUGCUGGAGAAUGACGAUUCCGUGCAAGUCACGGAGCAUACUCUGCCCGUGGGCUUGCGUGAGUUUGCAGUGCGGGUUCACGAGGCGAAUCUCAAGCCGUUGUAUCUUUUGGAUCUCUUGAGGCAGUCCCACAUGACGAGCGAUGUCGGAAAUGGGGAUUCCUCGUCGACGUUGAAGGCGGAUGAGGAUAUGUCUGAUGGCUCCGACACCUCUUCAGAUUCCGAUACGACCUCGGACUCGGACACUUCAGACGGCAAAAGCACACCCACACCGCCCAAGACACAAGUUCCCAUCUCGCUCAUAUUUACCAAGUCUAACGAAUCUGCCCUGCGACUCUCGCGCCUCCUCGCACUCCUCGACGCCUCACUCACCAGCCAAAUCAGCACCCUGACAUCCACCACGCCCACUCACAUUCGUCGCAAGGUCCUCCGCGCAUUCACAACGCCUUCAUCCCCUGUGCGGCUCAUUAUUGCAUCUGACCUUGUCGCGCGGGGUAUCGACAUCCCUAAGCUCGGCCACGUCAUCAAUUACGACUUACCCGCCAGUGUAGCUGGCUACGUCCACCGCGUGGGUCGAACAGCUCGCGCGGGGCGGCCCGGGUGUGCAUGGACUUUGAUUGACGAUGGCGAAAGUGGUUGGUUCUGGGGCAAAAUCGCAAAGAGCUCAGCCGUAAGACGGACACAGAAGGUGGAGCGGACGAGAUUAGAAGAAAUGACUGAGAAGAGGGUGCACGAGUACGAGGCUGCGUUGGCUACACUUGGUAAGGAAGCUUUACAAUUGAAAAGAAGCAAAUGA